Plectropomus leopardus (leopard coralgrouper) is the source of this 822-nucleotide messenger RNA. Its product is annotated as C-C motif chemokine 17-like. Gene Ontology annotation, biological process: immune response. NCBI's taxonomy places the organism in Eukaryota, Metazoa, Chordata, Actinopteri, Perciformes, Serranidae. Gene Ontology annotation, cellular component: extracellular region. Gene Ontology annotation, molecular function: chemokine activity. The record is from RefSeq and is a predicted model, not a curated record.
UGCUGUUGUUCACAUCGUUAACAUGGCACCUAAAGGUAUGAUCGCCGCGACAACUGUUCUCCUCUGCUUCAUACUGGGCCUGCUCGGUCCAGCUCCAGCUGCCUUGGGGUCCAACACUGGCAAACUCUGUUGUACCAGAUACAACAGGAAGCCAGUACCCUUCCAGCGUAUAAAGGGAUACAGAGAACAAACCACCAAGGAAAACUGCCACAUUGACGCGAUCAUUUUCUACACGAUUAAGAGGAAUGAAAUAUGUGCGACAAGAAAGGAUGAGUGGGUGAGGAAAACUCUGGAAUUACUCAGUUCAAAAUUGAGAAAGAUGUCCAAGACUGGCCCUGCUGCAGGUGAAACUACGAUGAAGAAAGGUGGAUUUUACAUCGCUACCACAGAAACCUUCAUCAACAGCACGGAAAGUUACUACUCGUAAAAAAGGUGGCGGCAUUCAAGAAAAGAUUUGACAUCAAAGAAUUUGUGAUACAGAAAUGCCAAUUAGAGGGAAUGUUUGAGAGAUACUGAACCUACUGUAACACAGUCAUGUAGGGGAUUUUAUCUCUGAAAAAGUAUUAAAAAUUUUUGUUUUAAAAAAGCUACUUGCCUAAACAUAUGCAGCGUCAGCAUAUAAUCGUGACUUAAGGGCAACCUGUGAAGAACAGCUUUGAGACUACUGAUGCAGAUUAUGUGCUUAUCCACUCAGCAAAUGUUCAAAAUCAUGCUUUUGUGAUUAUAUGCUGUUUUAAUUUCUGCUAUGAAUCUGCUGUUUAAUCAAGGGAAUGUACUCAAAAUGCUGAUAACAGUUCUCAUAAAUAAAUUUACUUCAUAGUA